Schistocerca cancellata (South American locust) is the source of this 1518-nucleotide messenger RNA. RefSeq lists its product as uncharacterized. The transcript is spliced from 3 exons. Lineage: Eukaryota; Metazoa; Arthropoda; Insecta; Orthoptera; Acrididae. The record is from RefSeq and is a predicted model, not a curated record. The coding region runs from base 1 to 1518 and encodes 505 amino acids.
AUGAACAUAUUGACAGCCAAAAAUUUGGAGAUUGCAAUCCACUCCCCUACACGUGAAACAAAUCAUUCUAGCACUACUAAAGACCAAAUAAUAAUAAUCUCCAAAACAAAAUAUAAAUCAGUUGUAAUAAAAGCUGGACUGGCAGACCAUCAUGCACAGGCUAUAUGCUUUUGUGUAAACACUAAUCCAUCCUAUAAUUAUAUGAGGAAGACUACUCACAUGGGCAGAACUUUCAGUAAUACUGCAGUACAAACAUUCCAGAAUUAUCUCCAACAAGAAUCAUGGGAGAUAGUGUAUAGUACAGAAAAUAUUUCUGAUAAGUUUCAGACAUUCAUGAAUAUUUUUAAAUAUUAUUUUGAUCUUGCUUUUCCAUUGAAAGCCAAAACAACGCAAGCCACUACAACUAACAAGUGGAUUACUAGUGAUAUAAGGAAAUCUUGUGCUAGAAAACGGUACCUUCACAAUAUUGAGGCAAAGAAACAAGACAAUUACAAAUACAUAGAAGAUGCUUCAAACAGAACCAAAGAAAUCUGGCAAGUUGUAAAAAAAGAAACCAAAUCUUACAAAAGUAGAGUUAAUAAUAUAGUAUUAAAGGCUGGCUUGGAAAACAUUAAUAAGCCACAGGAAGUAGCUAAUAUGUUUAAUAACUAUUUUGUAAAUGUAACAGAGAAACUACUACAACAGACUUCUAAUAGAAAACAGCAUACAGAAACAGGGAAAAAAGUAUCAAGCGUAUCAAUGUUUCUGUACCCAACAAAUGUAGAAGAAAUACAGGUUACAAUAAAAAGUCUCAAAAUGAAACACUCUGCAGGUGUAGAUGAUAUACCUGAUUUCAUUAUAAAGAAGUGUGGGGACUUGAUUACUGAGCCCUUAACCCACCUACACAACCUAUCUUUUGCUACAGGAACUUUUCCUUCAUGUUUGAAAAUAGCAAAAGUAAAGCCAUUAUACAGGAAAGGAAACAAAGAUGAUGUUUCCAACUACAGACCACUGGGACUUCUUUCUGUUUUCUCAAAAAUAUUAUAUAGACUUUUCAAUAAGAGGCUAACAGACUUCUUAGAGGUAAAUGGCAUUCUGUCAGAAUUUCAACAUGGAUUUAGAGCAAGCCGCUCAACUGGUAACUCAGAAGAAACUCAUGUAAAAAACAUAAAAGAAACCACUGACAGGCUAACACGUUACUUUGAUGACAAUGACUUAAUAAUAAACAUUGAAAAAACUGUAGCUAUGGAUAUACACACAGCACAAACAAAAAAUCUGAUAUCACCCAGUCUAGAGCUAUACGGACAGAAAAUUGCCAAAACAGCCUGUACCAAAUUUCUUGGACUUCACCUACAAGACAACUUGAAAUGGAAAGCACAUAUUGAGCAGAUGAACAAAAAAUUAAGUACUUCUUGUUUUGUGCUGCGUACAUUAAAAAUUAUACCAGCUACAACAACCUUCAGUGUGAAUAUUAUGCAGUUGUACACUCUCAGCUCCGGUAUGGGAUUAUGUUCUGGGGAAAUUCUGGAGAUGCCAUAA